Messenger RNA from Pelodiscus sinensis (Chinese soft-shelled turtle), 3150 nucleotides. NCBI's taxonomy places the organism in Eukaryota, Metazoa, Chordata, Testudines, Trionychidae. The record is from RefSeq and is a predicted model, not a curated record.
CAAGCUGUGUGUGGCGCAUGAGCUGCAGAUUGCCCACCACUGGCUUAGCAUAAUAGGAUCCUGGUCUCUGGCUGGGACUGCUAGAUGCUACAAUACAAACAAACAAUAAGCCAAAAAUAACAACAUUCAGCAAUCCCUAACUUCCCUUUUUCUCAUUAUAUUUAAGACAUCCUUUUACAUGACACAUUUUAAGUAUUGUUUUAAAAAUGAUAAUUACAUUUUAAUUAUUAAAAAUAUGUAUCACUCAGUACAAGUUUAUUGCUAUUCAUAAUCUCUUUGGGACAGACAUUAUAUUAACAGACAGGAUGAGCUUAGCAUGUUUUGGGAGUUACAAUAAUGUUGUUGUUUUUUUGUUGACUUCAGUUAUUUUUAAAAUGUUUUAAAUAAUUGUGAUCAAGAAAUGAGAGUAACCUAUUUCGCUUCUUUACAAAUUUCCAAAUCUAAUUUUUAUUGUUGUUUCAUUUCUCAUGAUUUACUUUAUUUGUUUUUAGAGAUCAUGUUUUAAGAGGAGAAAAAAUGAUGAAUAAACACAAUCAGAGUCAAAACAUUCUGCCAGGAAACUGGCACCCAGAAGAAUACAGGAUCGCAUCACUGGUCUUCUAUAGCUUUAUAUUCAUAAUUGGAUUGCUAGUAAACAUCACUGCACUAUGGGUCUUCAGCUGCACCACCAAGAAAAGAACGACGAUAACAGUCUACAUGAUGAACGUUGCAUUACUUGACUUAAUUUUUAUAUUGUUCUUACCUUUUCGGAUAAGCUACUAUGCAAAAGCAGUUUGGCCAUUUGGAGAUAUGUUCUGUCGGAUUCUUGGCGCUUUCACUGUGUUUUAUCCAAGCAUUGCUCUGUGGCUGCUUGCUUUUAUAAGUGUUGAUAGAUAUAUGGCUAUUGUCCAGCCCAAACAUGUCAAAGAACUUAAGAAUACAAAGAAAGCUCUGCUAGCUUGCAUUGGUAUCUGGAUAAUGACCCUUGCAUCAACUUCCCCACUGCUAUUUUUAUAUUCAGAUCCAGAUAAAGCCUCAGAUUUUAUGACCUGCCUGAAGAUGCUCGACAUCAUCCAUCUAAAGGAAGUCAAUAUGUUAAAUUUUACUCGUUUGACUUUUUUUUUCCUUAUUCCCCUGUUUAUCAUGAUUGGAUGCUAUCUAGUCAUUAUUUACCAUUUUGUCCACGGCAGGACUUCCAAACUGAAACCCAAGGCUAAGGAAAGAUCUAUAAAAAUUAUAGUUACUCUGAUUGUGCAAGUGCUUUUCUGCUUUGUGCCCUUCCACAUUUGUUUUGCAUUCCUGAUGCUGCAAGAUGAAGACAAGAGUUACAAUCCAUGGGCAGCCUUUACCACCUUUCUCAUGAAUCUCAGUACGUGCUUAGAUGUUAUCCUGUACUACAUUGUUUCUAAGCAAUUUCAGGCUAGAGUCAUCAGUGUCAUGCUUUACCGUAACUAUCUUCGAAGUGUGCGCAGGAAGAGUUUUCGAUCUGGGAGUGUAAGGUCAUUAAGUAAUAUAAACAGUGAAAUGAUAUAAAAAAAAAUCAGAAGAUGCUUAUAAUGUGGUGAAGCGAUUUUCACUGAAGUGUGACAUUUCAGCUUAGUUGAAAUCAAGAAUACUCUGGAGUUUGCAAUAUUGGGACACAUUACAUCUGUGGUAGCAUAAAUGUGGGACAAAUGGAAUACCAAUUAGGUAAAGUAUUAAUAUUCAUCUAUGCAUUUUACAUUUUUACAGUAAAUCCAGGAGAUCUAAAAUAUUUAUGAUCUACUACCUGAGUGAAGCAGGCAUACAAAUAUAUUGUUCCUCUCAUCAAAUGUAAAUAUUUCUAGGCAUAAAAAAAGUCAAUGUCCAUGCUAGUGCAUAUACAAUUUAAAUAAAGCAAAGAAUAUCUGCUUAUAUAUGAUGCAUUAAGAUUUUAUAUAUACAUGCCACAUUGUAUAUGAUACCAAAGUAUCUAUUAUAUUCAUAAGUUCAGCCUUUACCAGGAGAACAGAAGCAUAAACUGAAGAGAAAGCUUCUUUAAUUUUUAUUUGUUUUGUUUACUUAAAAUCUGUUUUAUUUGGCAGUAUUUUGACACCCUAAAACUAAUGAAAUUCUGUAAUAAAUAAAAAAGUACACCAAAUAGUAGAAGAGAAUAAUUAUUCAAAUUGUUAAUUUCCUGUAAGUAUAAUAUACCACAUUACUAACAUCUGGAAUACUCCCAAGUUUAAAUAAAUAGAAUAUUCUUUGUUCCAGAAUAAUGAAUGUAGUUUAUACAGACAUACAGAAAAUGUACAUCCCAUCUCUAAUCUUUCGGAAUAUGGAAACAUUACAAGUCCCUUUUAAUAGCUAAUCUUGGAAAGUCUAACAAAAACCACGUAUUUUUAACUACAGUAUAACUUUCCACGUGCUUAUGAGAAUGUCAGUUUUUUUCAUCAGCUAUACAAAGGAUGAGAAACCAGAAGCACUUAUAUUUGACAUUAGAAAAAGUGAUUAUAAAUGCUUUUCUUAAUACCAAUGAGCACGCAGCAUAUGGAAAGCCAUGAUUAUGUGAGGUUGACCACACUAAAGUGUAAACCCAACUACAAAUACUCACUUAGCAAUCCAGUUUUCUGUAUUGUUUUUAUUAUGCAAAUCUCAAAACUAGCUUAUUUGAAACUGAGUUCCUGAAGAAUCUUAUGCUUUAAACACCUCACUCUUCAAAUGUUAAAUGCAAUAAAAUGUAAUACACAUAUACAUGAUGUCCUAUAAAACUCAAGAGUUUUGAAAUGUGAACUGAUUAAGUACAUUCCACUAUGAAAUGCAUAGAGUUUUGCAUAUUUUAAAUUAUGAUUUACAUAACAUUUGUUUUGUGGUUUCAGUGCUAAGUAUGCUUCUGAAAAAAGCAUGAAAUCAAAACAAAUGUUCAGGAAUACUGUACUGAGUAAAGAAUAAAAGAUGCCAGCACUGAAAGGUAACUCAUUUACUCCAAGACAAAUGAAAACACAAUAUUGUGAAACGAAGUCACCAUAAAGUGGAUGUAUAAUGCUAAAAAUAUUUUGACUCUACUACAGGACAUAUUUGGAAAAUAGUGUUAUAAAAUAAAUAUUCAUGCCGAAAAGGAUAAACUGGAUUUAAAAUGUUAUAUUAACAGGUUAUUUUACUCCAAUCCAUAAUAAAUAUUCCCUCGGAACAGUAUAUAAGACAAAGAUAAAC